Messenger RNA from Coturnix japonica (Japanese quail), 1958 nucleotides. It is a transcript of the gene ADGRG5, whose product is annotated as adhesion G protein-coupled receptor G5. NCBI's taxonomy places the organism in Eukaryota, Metazoa, Chordata, Aves, Galliformes, Phasianidae. Gene Ontology annotation, cellular component: plasma membrane. The record is from RefSeq and is a predicted model, not a curated record. Gene Ontology annotation, biological process: cell surface receptor signaling pathway; adenylate cyclase-activating G protein-coupled receptor signaling pathway. Gene Ontology annotation, molecular function: G protein-coupled receptor activity.
GGGGCAACCUGGGAGCAGCCCCCACUGCCCAGCCCUGCUGCUCAGCAUGCGGUGGGUGAGCUGCUGCUUUUGGGGUCGGGGCGGCACUGCAAAGGAUGCAAAUGUGCUGGGUGCCUCCCACCCCUGCGCUGGGACAGCUUCCUCCUGGGGAGUUCGGGGCCGGGUUGGUGCCAGCACCCGGAUGCCGCGGAUUUGCAUGGCAGGCAGCUGCGGUGGCUGUAGCCCCAUCCAUGGUGCACCAAGUGUGGCCCCAGGGCUGUGACCGGGGCUCUGUGGGGCUGGGUGCCGUUUGCAGGAUCACGGAGAUGCCCGCCCUGCUGCUCACUGCCCUCGUCCUCUGCUUCGCUGAGCCCGUCCUGCCCAGCCAAGAUACUGAGGACAUCCAGAGCUUCAUUAAUAACCUGUCAGAGGAGCUGAAACUGAGCAGCUCCCAGCACAACUUGGCCAGGUUAACAGAGCUGGAGCAGAUGCUGGCCCGCAGCAAGCCUGGCAAGGAGGGGCACACGUUCAAAAGCAACAUGCUGGAGGCCUUUGUGUUCAGCAUCAUGGCCGGCAGCUUCCGAGGGCUCAACCUUAGCAUGAGCACAGAGCAAACAUCAGCACGGCUCAGGAGCAGCAUCAGUUUCCCAGUGGAGCUGAUGGAGGGCAUGGGGGCACAGGAGGAGCAGAAGCUUGUCUGUAUCUACAUCCACAGUGCCAGCAUGUUCCUGGAUGAGCACAACAGCUCCGUGCUGCACAACCACAUCCUGGGGGCCUUCCUGCACAACAGGACGGUGGGUUGGCUGCGGCGCCCCGUGGAGAUCCGCUUCAGGCAUGACAAGGAGCUGGACAGCUCCAAUGCCACCUGUGUCUUCUGGCAGCCCGCAGGCACGGGCAGUGCUGGCAGCUGGAGCAGGGAGGGCUGUGAGACAAAGCACCAGGAGGGCACCGUGCGCUGCCUCUGCAACCACCUCACCUACUUUGCCGUGCUGCUGAUCCAGGCGCAGAACCUGAGUGAGUCCGAGCUGCAGUCCCUCACCUACAUCAGCACCGUGGGCUGCUCCAUCUCAGCCGCUGCUGCCUUCUGCACUCUGCUGCUCUGCUGUGUUUUCAGAUGCCAGCCACGGGAUGACACGACCAGGAUCCACAUGAACCUGCUGGCUGCACUGCUCCUGCUCAAUACCAGCUUCUUGCUGAGCGAGCCACUGGCUGCGGGCACCAUGGGAGGCUGCCAGGCUGCAGCUGCCCUGCUGCAUGGCAGCCUCCUCUGUGCCCUGGGGUGGAUGGGGGCUGAAGGCUUCCACCUCUACCUCCUCCUCAUCAAGGUCUACAACAUCUAUGUGCGGCACUACCUCCUCAAGCUCUGCCUCUGCACCUGGGGUCUGCCCACGCUGGCUGUGGUGGCUGUGCUCAUCUUCAAGAGAGAAAUCUACGGGCACCACAUCAUCAGCACUGCUGAGGGUUACAAGAACGUGACCAUGUGCUGGCUCACCAGCCCAUCCGCCCACUACAUGACCCUGUGCUACGCUGGCCUCAUCCUGCUGUUCAACGUGCUGGUGCUGGUGGCCGUGGUGGUGGUGCUGCGGAAGAUGCGACAGCAGCAGCAGCAGCAGAGGGCGAGGAGGGACUGCAUGACGGUGCUGGGGCUCACCUGCCUGCUGGGCACCACCUGGGGCACGGCCUUCUGUGCCUUUGGUGUGCUCCUUGUGCCCCAGCUCUACCUCUUCACCAUCCUCAACUCCCUGCAAGGUGUGUUCCUCUGCCUUUGGUACCUCAUCACGCACCGCAGCAAGCGCAGCUCCGACAGCAGUGUCUCCAGAUAGCGGGGCUGCGGGAUUGGCCUCGGUGUUCAGCGUUAAUUAAAGCGGCACUCGGUGAUGAAGGCGGCGAGGAGCCGCCAGAGGGCACCAGGGCAAUGGGCUGGAGCGUGGUCGAUGGGUUUUCCUCCUGUACAAAAACAAGCGCGGAGCAAAACUGUC